CGCACGUGGGUGACGUUAGGGCCGGCCCUCUCCAAGCUCCCUUUUGUUGAACCAUCAAACUUAAGCUCCUUCGCAGCUCCCGAUAGCUUCAGAAGACAGCAGUGAAUAUUCUGCACGUCGUCUGUAAUCCCGGGUUAUUGGCAUCAUCACAACAAGUCAUGUCCAGGUCUUUCUACGUCGACUCUCUGAUCAUCAAGGACUCGGCCAGAGCCGCGCCUCUGAGCGAGCACACAGCGCAGGACUUCUUCAUCCCCAUCGGCAUGCACGCACCGGGUGUGAUGGGUGUCCCUGCGUCCGCGUGCCCGUCCCGGAAAGGAGGAGCCUUCUGCGUGUGUCCGCUCUGCGUCGCCUCGCAUGUCCACUCUCCCCGGGCCGGCCUGCCUCUGCUGAAGGCUCCAGGAUUCCCGAGCGGGGAUGCGCCUUACUGCCAGCGGCUUGCCCAACAACACAACACCGCGCCAGUCUGCACGACCCCCGCUUACAGCGUCACUGACCCACGGAGAUACCACUGUCUUUCCAUAGGUGCGUCGGACAACGGCCAUUCUCAGAAUGGAAAGCGCAUGCGCACGGCCUUCACCAGCACGCAGCUCCUCGAGCUCGAGCGCGAGUUCUCCUCGAACAUGUACCUGUCGCGCCUGCGCAGGAUUGAGAUCGCCACGUAUCUCAACCUGUCUGAGAAGCAGGUUAAGAUCUGGUUCCAGAAUCGGCGCGUCAAGCACAAGAAGGAGGGCAAGGGCGCGCAGCGGAGUGCGCACACCGCGUGCAAGUGCUCCGGAACCCACGCACCCUAUCCGCGUUCGGAGGACGAGGAGUCCCUCUCACCCGCCUCAGUCAGCGAGGAGAAAGAGGGUUCUCCUAUCUAACAGAAUAGCGAGAGACACACAAGGACUUGAUGAGCACUCUAAGACUGUUCACUUGAACUAGCACUUAGUCUUCCAUACAUGCACGGAUCCUUGGACGUCUCCGAAAACGUGUAGAUUCAGAAAAGUGGAUGUUUAUGGUCACACAUUCUAAAAACGAAAAGAUGACAGCAAACUCACCAGGGUUCCAUUUACAUCUAUGUGGUUGAAUGAUUAUUAUGUUGUGUGUUUCUGCCCAUCUCAACUUUAACAAUGCAUGUGUUGCUUUCAACCCUGAGGAUACAACAAAAGUGACGGAUUUUCCUCUCGCGUCUGUUCUGCCUUUACAGUCCGUAACUCUAAUGUGCUUGAAAUGCUAAAUAUUGAGCAGAAAUCUGUAUGUAAAUAAACCGGGAUAAGUAAAAAAAAAAAAAAGGAUGUAUAUUUGUGUAAUGUAAUAUGUGUAUAUUUGUAUUUAUUUAAAUAAAGAAACACGGUCCAUGCGUAAUUGCGCGCAACUUGAA
Molecule: messenger RNA, 1363 nt
Organism: Silurus meridionalis
Lineage: Eukaryota; Metazoa; Chordata; Actinopteri; Siluriformes; Siluridae
Gene: gsx2
Product: GS homeobox 2
Exons: 2
Coding region: 159-863 (234 amino acids)
Biological process (GO): regulation of DNA-templated transcription
Cellular component (GO): nucleus
Molecular function (GO): sequence-specific double-stranded DNA binding; DNA-binding transcription factor activity, RNA polymerase II-specific
Source: RefSeq, a predicted model, not a curated record